This is a messenger RNA of Tupaia belangeri chinensis (Chinese tree shrew), 1743 nucleotides long. It is a transcript of the gene NECAB3, whose product is annotated as N-terminal EF-hand calcium binding protein 3. The transcript has 13 exons. The annotation marks the transcript as partial. The record is from RefSeq and is a predicted model, not a curated record. Gene Ontology annotation, molecular function: calcium ion binding. Gene Ontology annotation, biological process: regulation of amyloid precursor protein biosynthetic process. Gene Ontology annotation, cellular component: cytoplasm; endoplasmic reticulum; Golgi cis cisterna. Lineage: Eukaryota; Metazoa; Chordata; Mammalia; Scandentia; Tupaiidae.
ACGCCCGACGCCGGGCCCGCGGGACACGCGCUCUUCCAGGACGUUUUCCGCAGAGCAGACAAGAAUGAUGAUGGUAAACUCUCGUUCGAGGAAUUCCAGAAUUACUUUGCCGACGGGGUUCUCAGCCCAGGGGAGCUGCAGGAACUGUUCAGAGGCAUUGACGGGCACUCCACUGACAACUUAGAGACAGAGAAACUGUGCGACUACUUCUCAGAACACCUGGGUGUCUUCCGGCCUGUGCUGGCUGCGCUGGAGUCGCUGAAUCGCGCAGUGCUCACUGCCAUGGAUGCCACCAAGCUGGGGUAUGAACAGGCCUCCAAGGUGGACCAGUUUGUGACCCGCUUCCUGCUACGGGAGACGGUGAGCCAGCUGCAAGCCCUACAGAGCUCUCUGGAGGGGGCAUCAGAUGCCCUGGAGGCCCAGGCCCGCGGCGCACGGUCAGAUGAAGAGAGUGCGGAAAUACAGAGCAGGCCCCGUGGCAGCCGGCGGGCAGGGCGCAGGGCCCUGAGGACUGUCAGUAGGUCACCCAGCUGGUCGCCUGGCUCCACUGACACAGGGCAGAGCUCAGAGGCUGAGAAGCAGUGGCGGCUUCAGGUCAACCGCCUCCAGGAGCUCAUCGACCAGCUUGAGUGCAAGGCCCCCCGGCUGGAACCCCUGCAUGAAGAGGAUGUUGCCAAGGGGCCUGACUCGCACAUCCUCGUGGCCCAGAGGCAGGUCCAGGUGGCAGAGGAAGCCUUGCAGGACUUUCACCGGGCCCUGUGCUGCUAUGUGGACUUCACAGGGGCCCAGACCAAUUGUCUGCAUGUGUCUGCCCGGAGGAUGCUGGACAACACCUCAUUCACCUUGUAUGAAUUCUGGCAGGACGAGGCCUCCUGGAGGAGGCACCAGCAGUCGUCCUGCAGUAAGGCCUUCCAGCGCAUCCUCAUCGACCACCUGCGGGCCCCGGACACCCUCACCACUGUGUUCUUCCCAGCCUCCUGGUGGAUUAUGAAUAAUAACUGAGUCCGACCUGCUCUAGCUGAGGGCUCCGGGGCCCUGCCUCCUCCUGGAGCCUCCUGGACUGGAUAACUCGGCACCCAGACCAAGGACCCUGCUUCCUUCGGGACCUGGGCCCUGGCCGGCUGGUGGAGGGUCUCAGCCCAGGGAUCAGGAACUGGGCUGCUCGCUUCCUAUCUACUUAUCAGUGUAUUUUAUGGUUUGUAGCUCCAGUCUCCAAGGCACUCCUGGCGUAGGAGGCCUGGAUUCUGGUCCUCGCUUCCUCUGCCUGUGUGACCCAAGGCAGAUAUCUUCCCUCUCUGGGUGGGCCUCAGGCCACCUGGCUGCCUAGUGGGUGUCCUGCUUUCUUCCUCCUCUCUUGGGGCCAGGCUUCUGCUCUUCCCCAACUAGCUGCAGAAGUAGGGCUGAUCCUCAGGGACCCCUCACCCCUCCAACCUCGACUCCUGAGGCUGAGCCAGAUCAGUCUGCAGUGUGGAGUAAGGACCUGGGCAUUCCCAUCAUCUUCCUGGGCCAGCAGGCUUCAGACUUGCACCCAUGGCUGUACCAGACUCCCCUGGAGGACCCUGGGAUGGUUUGCAUGUCAUUUGCAUAUCAUUUGCAUGCCACAUCUCACUCAUCCUCAGGGCACUGUGGGAAACCCCUAGGAGUCCUUACCAAGUAGCAAUAAUUUGGGCCCAGAGUCACCUGUUCCCCUGGGACCUCCCAGUCCCUGCCAGGGUCCUCAGCCACAGAGGCAAUAAAGGCAGU